Molecule: messenger RNA, 2217 nt
Organism: Eimeria mitis
Lineage: Eukaryota; Apicomplexa; Conoidasida; Eucoccidiorida; Eimeriidae
Exons: 2
Coding region: 1-2217 (738 amino acids)
Source: RefSeq, a predicted model, not a curated record
AUGCAGGAGGAUAUUACUGCUGCUGCGCCUUUGCUGCUGCAGCAGUACAGCAGGGAUCCAGCAGCAGCUGCUGCUGCUGCUGCCAAGCUGCGAGCAGCAGCAGCAGCAAAUGCUCAAGGAGGACAAGCUGCUGCUGCACUGCAGCACGAACGCUUCCGCGCCAUCGUUGCUGCUGCAUCUGCUGAUGAAGUGCUGCAGGUCGUAGCAGCAGCAGCAAAACAGAAUCGAGGAUUGCAGCAGCAGCAGCAGCAGCAGCAGCAGCAGCACAAUGGAAGCAGCGUUGAAACAGCAACAGACGAGGGCGCAGGAGAGACAGCUGCUGCUGCUGACGAAACGUCAGCAGCAGCAACAGCAGCAGCACCAACAGCAGCAGCAGCAGCAGCAGCAGCAAGGGGUGCACCGCACGGCUUGGACGCGAAGAUAAUAACGGCUGCGCUGCACCAACUGGCCAUGCUUGCGCAGCAGCAGCAGCAGCAACAACAGCAACAGCAGCAGCAGCAGCAGCUGCUGCUGCUGCUGCUGGACGACAGGAUGCUGCUGCUGCUGGAUGCUGCAGCAGCAUAUAUCCCCAGAGCUGACAGCAGCAUAACCCGCAUGCUGUGGGCGCUGCAGCGGAUCGGUUUGCUGGGGCGUCUCCCGCUGCUGCUGCAGCAGCAGCAGCAGCAGCAGCAGCAGCGACAAAAGCAAAAGCUGUUGUCGCUGAGGAAGCGUCUGCAAAGAGAUUUGCUGCUGCGGCUGCAGCAGCUGUGCGAGCAGCAGCAGCUGCUGCCGCAGCAGCUUGCUGCUGCACUCCGGGUGCUUGCUGCUAUGACUGAAGAAGGCGACGCAGCAGCAGCAGCAGGAACAGCAGCAGCAGCAGCAGCAGCAGCAGCAGCAACAGCGGGUGGAGCAGCGGGAAUAACGGACGAUGAGCAGCAGCAGCGAGCAGCAACAUCUGCUGCUGCAGCAGACGAAGGCAUAGCAGCAGCAACACGAAACCCCAGACUUGCUGCAGCUGUAUGUCGUGCGCUGCUGCAGCAGGUGCAGCAGCUGCAGGCAGCAGAAGCAUCAGCUGUGCUGCUGGCUCUGGCGAAGCUGCGGUGGUUGCUGCUGCAGACCCCAGCGGCGUACCCUCAAGAGCAGCAGCAGCAGCAGCAGCAGCAGCAGGUGUCGCUGCAGCAUCUCAUGCUAGAGCAGCUGCUCCCUGUGCUGCUGCGGCGCAUGCAGCAGCUGCUUCCGGUCUGCAACGCCCAGAGCAUUGCUGCUGCUAUGUGGGGUGUUGCAGUGCUGCAGCAGCAGCAGGAGUUGCUGCAGCAGCAGCAGCAGCAGGAGCAGCAGCAGCAGACCGGCUGCGACAUUGCUGCUGCUGCUGCGUUUAACGAUGCAGUAGCAGACUUUGUUGCUGCUGCAACGCAGCAGCUGCAGCAGCAGCAGCUAGUUCCAAGGGAGGGGUCUCGAUGCCUCACGCUGCUGCUGCAGGCCUUUGCGCAGCUGGCGCCGCUGCUGCUGCAGCAGCAACAGCAGCAGCAGCAGCACUUCCCGCUGCUGCUGCGGCAGCAACAGCAGCAGCAGCAGAACUUCGCGCUGCAGCAGCAUGUCCUUCAGCAGCAGCAGUUGCUGCUGCUCGAGGUGGUGCAGACGGCACUCAAACGCGUAGCCACUGGCGAGGCUGCUGCACUGCAGCAAGCCUGGCAGCAGCAGCAGCAGCGGCAGCAGCAAAGGCAGCAGCAAAGGCAGCAGCAAAGGCAGCAGCAGCAGCAACAGCAGCAGCGUGUUGUUGGUGACCUGCUGGAUUCAGUGUUUCAGCUGCUGGCUCGUCUGGCGGAGCUGUACGUGCAACCUAGAGAGACAGCAGCAGAAGCAGCAGCAGCAAAAGCUGCUGCUGCUGCUGCAUCAAAUGCUGCUGCUCUGGUGCAGGACCCGGCUGCUGCUUUUGCUGCUGCUGCUGCUGCUGCAGCAGAUGCUGCGUGGUUUGAAGGACUGUGUGGGGCGCUGCAGGAAGCAGCAGCAGCAGUGAUAGAAGUCACCACGCGCGAGCCGCAGCAGCAGCAGCAAGAACAGCAGCAGCAGCAGCAGCAGGAGCAGCAGCAAGAGCAGCAGCAGCAGCAACAAGAGCAACUGCAACAGCAGCAAGAGCAUGGAUUCUUUUCUUAUAGGGUUUCCAGCCGUCUGCUGCAGUCGGUGGUUUCUGCUGCUGCUGCGCUGCAGCAAGCGCAGCAGCAAAGCUACGAAGGGUGA